Messenger RNA from Saprolegnia diclina VS20, 1676 nucleotides. RefSeq lists its product as hypothetical. The transcript has a single exon. The record is from RefSeq and is a predicted model, not a curated record. The coding region runs from base 38 to 1567 and encodes 509 amino acids. NCBI's taxonomy places the organism in Eukaryota, Oomycota, Saprolegniomycetes, Saprolegniales, Saprolegniaceae.
GCCAAGCGCGCCCGAGUGGCCGGCGGACUUGCAUGGCAUGCGGCUCGGUCACUGGGUCGACGUCAUGACGUCGGCGAGAAGUUACCGGCUGGUUCCGGCGGCCACCGUUGCCGCUGUCGAUGCAAUUCGAGCGGGUGAAGAAGGCGAUGGUUCUCUCGUGUCAGCAGCAACAACCAGUGGGCAAAUUGGUGCGUCGCCGGUGAGUAGCUUGGACAUCGGCCCUGUAGCGGAUACUACCCUCCGUCGUGAUGCGGUGCCAACCUCGGCAACGCUUGCCGCGGUCGAUUUGUCAACGGCCCAAGAAGCACAAGCAACAGCCACCCAGGAGCCCGAGGUCGCACCGGCAUCGGCUGACGACAUCGAGUCCCUUUGCGCUGCACCCGACAAUGUAAGCGGCGAAAACGAUGACGACGACACGAUGGAUGACGACGUCGGAGGCAUCGACGUCCAAGACGACGAAAACGAUUUUGCACUCGAGCCGUGGACACCGAUGGCAGCGGCCAGUGAACCCGCUGCCGAGUGGCCAGUGUCGAUGUGCAUCGGCACGGCCCCGCCACCCGUCGUCGACAACCAUGUCGCAUCACCGCGCCCAUCCGCAGCGACGACCCCCGUCGGCUCGCCAGCGCAUCCGGAGCCAUCACCAGCGAGCGCCUACGAGCCCGACGUCGGUGCGCCACCCGCUAUUCGCACUCGGUCUCCGCCGCUCGAAGCUCAUGUCGACGACCAGUCGACGCCCCUGCUCCAAGCGCUGGAGACCUUCAAGAUUAUCUACCACCAUCUGGAAGUGCCCCAGGACUUUGUCGUCGAAGCCAUGGAGCCCUGGCCAGCGUCCGUGCACGGCCUCCAACUCGGCGGCGUUGUCAUAUCCCUUCGCCUACUGACUCCGACCGGUCUCGCACCGUGGAUGGUGGCUCGUCUCGACGCUCUCGGCUUUGAGUGGACACCUCUAUGCUUUGACUUGGUCAACGGUGCCAUGCAGCAUCUCGCCGACGAGCACCCGGCGUACCCGCCAUUAUCGUUUGUUGUGCCGGCGCAGCCGCCGUGGCCGCAAGAUCUCUGGGACGUCGACUUGCUCCAGCUCAGCGCCAAACGUGAUGCGUGGCUUGCAGAGAUGGCGAUCCAGUAUAGCGAUAGCGCGUCUCUGGCACUGCUUCGGGUGCCGUCGAUCGAGCCGCUCGCAGUGACAUUCAACAAAGUCUACCCGGUGCAACUCGUGCUGCAGUGCAUUGAGGUGUACCAAGCACUGCACGGCCAAGCUCUCAUUCCGCUGCUUUUUCACGUCCCGCUGCGCGACGCCAAGUGGCCUCAGGAUGCGUCGUUGAUGCCGCUGGGGUACUUUGUCUGGGCGGCGCAGGACCAGUGGGCAAAUCUCGACCCGUUGGUGCGCAAUGCGAUCUCUGCGUUUGGUUUGUCGCCCGACGACGACAUGGACGACGGCUGCGCCAUCGACAACGACGAUUUGAUCGAUGGCGACGUUGGUGGCGAAGACUACAACGACCAAGACAUGGCUGGUCCCGUCAACAUCGACCCGAGAGACGAACUUGAUCGCCGAGUCUUUCGGGCAUGAAAAGCCAGCGUCUCCAUUGGCAACGCCAACAGUCCAGCAAGGACCACGCUUCUCACAAACGUACACUUGAAGAUGCCACAAACAAGACUAUUGCAUUAUCAUAGACAGA